This is a messenger RNA of Mollisia scopiformis, 1147 nucleotides long. RefSeq lists its product as uncharacterized. NCBI's taxonomy places the organism in Eukaryota, Fungi, Ascomycota, Leotiomycetes, Helotiales, Mollisiaceae. Gene Ontology annotation, cellular component: membrane. The transcript has 5 exons. The coding region runs from base 163 to 1065 and encodes 300 amino acids. The record is from RefSeq and is a predicted model, not a curated record.
UGUGUUUGAUGACUGCUCGUAAGGACAUCGAGAAGAAGUUAUAAGAAAUGGAGAAGUUCUUGGAUUCUAAUCAUCAGACAGCCCUUCGACUCUGCAGCUUUUCCAGAGACAACAUUUUACGCUCUUCACCCUUCCAUUAACGGACUUUUUCGACAGGACAAAAUGUCUUCAACAUGUAAAGAUGUCACUGCUCCAAACACGAUGUGGAAUUUCUGCCCAUCGGUUGGUCCCGCCUAUCUCUUCGCAAUUCUCUUCGCCUUGACUACCAUCACGCAUCUUGGCCAAGCAAUCUACUACAAGAAAGCAUACUGCUGGGUGAUCAUUCUAUCGGGUCUUGCACAGACACUUUGCUACAUCUUCAGAGUUUUGAGUAUCUUGAAUCCCGAGGUUUUUGGAGACUAUGCGGCUUGGUUCAUCUUGAUUCUGAUUGCACCGCUCUUCACCAAUGCGUUCGUAUAUAUGGUGAUGGGAAGGAUGGUCUGGAACUACAUCUCUUCUGCAAAGAUUUAUCGCAUCACCGCAUGGCGAUUUGGAACUUUUUUCGUGAUACUUGACGUCUGUGCUUUGCUCGUCCAAAUUGUCGGAGCUGCCUCUGCAAGCGGGAACAACGAAGCAAACAACAAGGUGUUAGACGGGCUUCAUAUCUAUAUGGUUGGAGUGGGAAUCCAGCAAGCCUUCAUCCUGCUGUUCUUCGUGUUCGCCAUCAAAUUUCAUCGCACUUAUCUUGCGGAAAGUCGUCAGCAGAAGAAGGGAAACUCUCCUUUGGUUCUACUAUACGUCAUGUAUGCAGCUUUGGCUCUGAUCACUCUGCGUAUCAUCUUCCGACUCUGCGAAUACGCUCAAGGACUGAACAGCAAGAUCCCAAAUCACGAAGCGUUCCAAUACUGUCUCGACUCACUUCCAAUGUUGAUUGCACUGGUACUCUUCAAUAUUGUACACCCCGGACGAGUGAUGGCAGGGAAAGAGAGCAGCAUUCCCGGCAGGAAAGAGAGGAAAUACAAGCACGUUUCCAAUAAGGCAGAGCGAGAAAGUCUCGGGGAGAAUAUGCAGGUUUUGGGAGCAUAGGAAUAUUGUCAGCAUGAACGAGUAAUACCAAUGAUCAAGCUUUGCGAGGCGUCAGACGGGGAAUUAGUUAGGUAUUUUGGUG